UACAGGCUUCGCCUCCGGCAGUUUCUUUUUUAAAAGGCAAGCUCAAAGCCGCAGAUUAUACAUUCUGCUCGCAAUCUGCGCGGGCGAAGUAACCUACAGUGAGAGAGAGAGACACACACACAGAGAGAGAGAGAAGGAAUCAGCAGGCUUUCUUUUUUUUCCUUUUCUCAUUUGAAGAGGAGCAGCCUGCGCGUAAACGGAACCGGGCAUCACUUAAGGGAGAUUUACGUGGUGUCUGGAUAAUUUCAUUUGUUUGUUUGAGUCCUUAAAACUCUGCGGGGUUUUAAGGAGGACGGCAGAGUGAGAGAGCACGCGAGCAUCGGAUGCGCUGACACUCACGAGUGAGCGCGCAGAGGCACCUGUGGAUACGACUCGCACCCGCCUGAUGUUCGGACUGAGACCAGCGACAAAGAAAGGAUUCUCCGCAACGCUUAGCUGAUACUCGUCUCCACCGACCGCCCACUCCACUCCACUCCACUCCACGCAGUUUCACUCGAGACCCGCACCCACCAUGCCUAUGCGCCUCUCCCUCCUGCUGGUUCCGCUGCUGAGCAUCGCCGGCUGCGGCUCGUCCUACGUGCCGUGCGAGCCGUGCGAUCAGAAGGUGCUGUCCAUGUGCCCGCCGGUGCCCGUGGGCUGCCAGCCGGUGAAGGAGCCCGGCUGCGGGUGCUGCAUGACUUGCGCGCUCGAAGAGGGCCAGCCGUGCGGCGUGUACACGGGGCCGUGCACGCGCGGGCUCCGCUGCCUGCCCAAGAACGGAGAGGAGAAGCCGCUGCACGCGCUCCUGCACGGCCGCGGGGUGUGCAGGAACGAGAAGUUGUACAAACUGGCGUCAAAAGGUGGACAGCCUCAUGAUGACAUGCUACGUGUCCCAGUCCCACCACAAACAAAGGUGCCCUUAUAUGGAGAUCACAUUAGCAGUCGCAAGUUCCAGGCCAUGAGGCAGGCCAAGGACCGUAAGAAGCAGCUGGCCAAGCUUGGGCCUGCCAGCAACUUGGCUCCACUCAGCGUAGAUAAACUGGAUCCUGAUUUUGUAAGUGAUGUAGAGAUUACAAAGAUGCAUACCAAGGGCCCCUGCAGAAGAAAACUAGAUAAUGUCAUCCAGGCCAUGAAAGACACUUCUCAGGUCUUUGCUCUCUCGCUGUACGUUCCCAACUGUGACAAGAAGGGCUUCUUCAAGCGCAAACAGUGCAAGCCAUCUCGCGGUCGCAAAAGGGGGAUCUGCUGGUGCGUAGACCAGUUUGGCGUCAAAAUCCCCAGCAUCAACUACGCUGGAGGAGAACUGCAGUGCAAAGAUCUCGACAACAACAGCAAUGAAUGAGGGCAAACCAGUUGUACUCAUUGAGCCCUAUUUCUUUGUAAAGCCUGCCAAUCAAGCUAGCACACUUUAUGACUGACAAUCAGGAAAAUAUGGCACAAAUGGUUUUAUACUGUAUAUGUUCAGGUGUGACGGACUCUAUCAUCUUUAAUUUUUUAAUUUUUUUUUUUUAAUUUUGUAAAGGGAGCCAAAUCAAAAAGCUUGCUUAAGUGAAUCUGCACAUGUAAAGCUCCAUUCUGGCUUCCCACUGACUGUGUACUAUUUUUGAGGUUAGCUAACACCUCAUCUCUCCAUAACCAUAGAUCAUAUAGAGACAGUAUGUUGUGUGCUACGACUAUUAUAGAAUUUAUUCCAAGAAAAGACAAGACAUAUUUUAAAUGUGGCUAAAUAUCAAUAUUUUUUUAUAUCUAUAUAUUUGCCAUGGUGAUGAUAAAUAUGCUAGGUGGCUAAGUGGGAAUAUCGUCUAAUACUCACUGUGUCACAAAUCAAGUACUUACAUAACUUCCAUUGUUAUUUUGAGUGCGAAAUUAAGGGUUCUACAAGUACCCGAAUGGUUAAUGUCUGAUCAUGUUUAAAAAUUUGAGCAUAUGGGGGGAAAUACAAAUAACUAAUGCAAGCUAGGUUGCUGACACAGGCAAAUUUUUUGCUUUUUUUUCAGGCACUAAUUUAUAUGAGCUAUUUGCCAAUCAAAUCAGAAUUUAUGGCAUAAAAAUACAUUUGAAUUUAAAUAGGCGAAGCAGAGAUGGGAGAGUCUGAAUGUAAAGAAAAUAUCACCCUAUCGAUAUCAGUCUUAAAACUCUUAUAUCUGUCAGGCACUAAUUUAUCUGCAUUUAAUUUAGAAGAAUAUCUUCAGUGAUGAAGAAUUUAUUAUUUUGUGGUCUGAUGACUGAUAACUUGUACAUUUUCACAAUAUCUAGUCUGUCUAAAUGAAUGCAGAGUGUAAAUGCAGAUAAUGUACAACAUGGAAGUGUCUUAAAGGAAGUAUACGCAUUGUGAUACAGUGACUAAGUUGGCUGUAGGUGUCUACUGUUACUUCCCAAAGGGUUGAUUCUGUUCAUCUGGACAUACCAUUUUCAGUGGGAGAAACACUUCAUCACUUAUCCAAGUAACUUCUUCAGUCUACUGGUACUAGUCAGGCUCAAAAUUAGCUAACAGCGACUUUUUUCAUUAUGGUCAUGCAGCUAAUUUUAUGAUCGACGUAGAUCCAGAAAUGAAAAGGUUUGCUAUGAGAAGCUGACAAGCAUUAAUGAAGUUUGGCAUUUUAGUUAGACAGCACAUUUAUUUGGCUUUUUCAAUUAAAGUUAUAUGAGAAGAUUAGUAGCAUAGACUCGGAUCAUUGUUUUGUAUAUGAUGCUAGAGAUAGCAGCUGGUUAGCUUGGCAGAUCGAAAAAAAAAAGGAAGGAAACCAGUGUCUGCAACACUUUCUAAUUAAACAAGUUAUGUGUGUUGAUUGCUUAAUCUGUACAAAAACAAGGGUUUGCGAUUUAGCAGGGGUGGGUUAUGUGCCAGAUUGUUACUGCGCUGGGAGUAGUAAUUUCCUCUUGUCUCAACUGGUUGCCUGAAGCCAAGAAAAAGAAACCUAUAAAAUUCACCCUAAUCAGCUAAGUCUAUAUCUUUUUUUUUGUCCUCCAGUGCACUUGGACUAAACUUACCUGUAGCUUGUGCCACUCUCAGCCGAGCUUUGUAUGCUUGUGAAACAGGAUGUUCCAUGAUAAAGCAGGUUGCAUUUUUGAUAAAUUAAGCCCUCAUGAGGAAGGACAUUAGGUCCUGCCAUCUUAACCUGUUAGUUCUCUUAUUGUCAGAUUCAUGCACAUUCUUAAUUUUCUGUUUUUGAUGUUGGUGUAAGCUGAGACAGACCCAUAGAACUUUCACUUUCCAGACAGCUGUUUCCACUGUUUGUAAAUGUAUGUAUAAAGUAUGUGUGCAUGCUCCUGAGUGUGACUGUACGUGUAUGUGUGUGUGUGUGUGUGUGUGUGUGUGUGCUAGGCGUACCAUACCCUUGUAGUUCUCAGCUUCUCAAAAGCUCUGAUUUCAGUUCACAUGAGCAUAGUCUGCUCAAACUACUGUCUGCCAGACUCGGUGCUGUGCAUUUCCCUUCACAGCUCGCACACAAAUCAUAUGCAAAGGCCCCGCAUUGAUUAUUUUUUCCAUGUGAAGGGUCUUCACUGCCACCACACAGGCAAAUGUGCUGGCCAAUGGUGACUUGCUCUCAGGGUUCAUCGGGUACUUCAUUUUGCGAAGAGCAAGGUCGCUGAGUUUUUAUGUAAAUUCAAGUGCCUUCUGCCCCACACCAGUUUGAAUUUUGAUUUGCAUGUGGCUCCACAGAGCUGUUGGAUGAGGGACAGAUCAAGCCCAAAAGAGGAAAACAAUUUUAGGUGUGGAUGUGGUUUUCACUCUUCAGUCGGUUGCUGACAAACACUAUCAUGAUCUUCCAGUCAAAGUGCUGCUCUGACGAUAGAGGAAAAGAUUUAUUCUAUUGUCAAGCAUUUGCCUAAUUUCCUGUUUAUUUUGUUGCGUAAUCCUAGUGUUCAAUCAAUGAAAUAUAGAAAUGUCUCCUCGCUUUAUCACAAUGGUUGGGGAACACUGACAGCGGCACAUCAGCCUGUUUUUCUCAGUGCAAACCUCUCUCAUGCUGUUGAUUCAGGCACACGUGUAAACACAACAACACAGUAACACUCUGAACACUUUAAUGUGAACAUUAUGGUGAAAUAUUUAUCAGGCGUGUAAUUGAUGUACUCUUUUUUUUGUUUGUUUUUUGUAAAGGCUAAUCACUAUUUAAAUAAAGUUCAUGUACUCACAAAAACUGUA
This is a messenger RNA of Oreochromis aureus, 4126 nucleotides long. It is a transcript of the gene igfbp5a, whose product is annotated as insulin-like growth factor binding protein 5a. Gene Ontology annotation, biological process: regulation of insulin-like growth factor receptor signaling pathway. The record is from RefSeq and is a predicted model, not a curated record. Lineage: Eukaryota; Metazoa; Chordata; Actinopteri; Cichliformes; Cichlidae. The transcript is spliced from 4 exons. Gene Ontology annotation, cellular component: extracellular region. Gene Ontology annotation, molecular function: fibronectin binding; insulin-like growth factor II binding; insulin-like growth factor I binding. The coding region runs from base 512 to 1321 and encodes 269 amino acids.